Messenger RNA from Vigna angularis (adzuki bean), 956 nucleotides. RefSeq names its product ESCRT-related protein CHMP1B. Gene Ontology annotation, cellular component: ESCRT III complex; multivesicular body. NCBI's taxonomy places the organism in Eukaryota, Viridiplantae, Streptophyta, Magnoliopsida, Fabales, Fabaceae. Gene Ontology annotation, biological process: protein transport; endosome transport via multivesicular body sorting pathway; late endosome to vacuole transport. The transcript has a single exon. The coding region runs from base 112 to 723 and encodes 203 amino acids. The record is from RefSeq and is a predicted model, not a curated record.
AAGAAAGGUCUCUCUUUCAAAUUAACUCAAAAUUCGAAAUUCCAUUCCUCUUCUAUUUCUCUUUCUGAAUUUUGGGAAUCGAAAAACCCUAAGCUAAGCAAAUCGGUGACGAUGGGGAACACGGAGAAGCUGAUGAACCAGAUCAUGGAGUUGAAAUUCACGUCAAAGUCGCUACAGCGUCAAUCGCGCAAGUGCGAGAAGGAGGAGAAGGCGGAGAAGCUCAAGGUGAAGAAGGCGAUCGAGAAAGGCAACAUGGACGGCGCCCGGAUCUACGCGGAAAACGCCAUCCGGAAGCGCACGGAGCAGAUGAAUUACCUCCGCCUGGCCUCACGCCUCGACGCCGUGGUGGCGCGGCUUGACACGCAGGCGAAGAUGGCGACUAUCAGCAAGUCGAUGGGAAACAUCGUGAAAUCGCUGGAGUCAUCGCUGGCUACGGGGAACCUGCAGAAGAUGUCGGAGACGAUGGACCAGUUCGAGAAGCAGUUCGUGAACAUGGAGGUCCAGGCGGAGUUCAUGGAGAGCGCCAUGGCCGGAUCAACCUCUCUCUCCACUCCCGAAGGAGAGGUCAACAGCCUCAUGCAGCAGGUCGCCGACGACUACGGUCUUGAGGUCUCCGUCGGCCUCCCUCAGCCCGCCGCUCACGCCGUUCCGACCAAGGAAGCCGACAAGGUCGACGAGGACGACUUGUCUCGCCGCCUCGCCGAACUCAAGGCUAGAGGUUAACGUAAUUAAUUAAUCAAUUAAUACUGUCGCAUCAUCGUCACCGUCAGCAUCAUCAUCUCUAUCACUAUCCUGUUCCAUCGCCGAAUAUGCAAUGCUAUAUGUUUUCUGUAUAUUAAUCCGAAUUCGGUUGUUAUUUGGUCUUUACUUUUGAGGGGUAUUAUGACUUCUCUUUAUGUUAGUCUCAUCGUGUGAAUACUUAAUACGUUUAUACAAUGCUUGUAUUUGUCUUUUCA